This is a messenger RNA of Xyrauchen texanus (razorback sucker), 1114 nucleotides long. Its product is annotated as 26S proteasome non-ATPase regulatory subunit 8-like. Gene Ontology annotation, cellular component: proteasome regulatory particle, lid subcomplex; cytosol; nucleus. The record is from RefSeq and is a predicted model, not a curated record. Gene Ontology annotation, biological process: proteasome-mediated ubiquitin-dependent protein catabolic process. The transcript is spliced from 8 exons. Lineage: Eukaryota; Metazoa; Chordata; Actinopteri; Cypriniformes; Catostomidae. Bases 27 to 830 code for a protein of 267 amino acids.
GGACCUCUAGAAUACGGCGAAUCACCAUGGCGUCUGUGUUGAAAGAGACUGCGAGCUUGUAUGAAACAUUGAAAGGCGAGUGGAACAAAAAGAACCCGAAUCUCAACAAAUGUGGUGAAAUCUUGAGCAAGCUUAAGAUAUCCCUGUUGGAGUUGAACUUCUUACCAACUACUGGGACCAAACUAACCAAACAGCAGCUUAUUCUUGCCAGAGAUGUCUUGGAGAUUGGAGCACUAUGGAGCAUUCUGAAGAAAGACAUCCCCUCCUAUGAGCGCUACAUGGCUCAGCUUAAGUGUUAUUACUUUGAUUACAAAGAUGAGUUACCAGAGUCGGCCUACAGGCACCAGUUGCUGGGUCUAAACCUGCUCUUCCUGCUCUCUCAGAACAGAGUAUCUGAAUUCCACACAGAGCUGGAAAGACUGAGUGCAAAAGACAUCCAGACCAAUGUCUACAUCAGACAUCCAGUGUCAUUAGAGCAGUACCUGAUGGAGGGCAGUUACAACAAGGUCUUCCUUGCCAAAGGAAAUAUCCCUGCUGAGAGCUAUACCUUCUUCAUAGACAUUCUUCUUGACACCAUUCGAGAUGAGAUUGCAGGUUGUAUAGAGAAAGCGUAUGAACAGAUCCAAUUCAAUGAGGCUACACGGGUGCUUUUCUUUUCCACUCCGAAAAAGAUGACCGAAUAUGCCAAGAAAAGAGGCUGGACCCAGAGCCCUGAUGGAUACUACUCAUUCAGUACCCAGCAUCAUAAGACAGAGGAAGUAACCAUCCCCUCCUCAGAGCUGGCUCAACAAGUCAUCGAGUAUGCAAGGCAGUUGGAAAUGAUUGUGUAGUGUGGCUAUAGCACCUUUAGAAACAUAAAGGUUCACAUUUGUUUAUCCAAAUAAGACUAUUGUACAGUGUGCUCAAUUUAGACACAGGAUGACAGAACCCCAGUGAAUGGCUCUCAGAGUGAGAGGCCAGAACCGUUUGGCUUACAUGUAACCAUUUUCUACUUUCUCAUGCCUGUAAAAGAUUCUGUUCAGCUAUUAGGGUUUGAAGAUAUUCUGUUGGUGUGUCUUCUGAGUUUUCAGGACAAUUUUUUGAAAUAAACAUUUACAUUUCUUUUUUGGGUUUC